Aureobasidium vineae is the source of this 1422-nucleotide messenger RNA. The record is from the annotation of a GenBank genome assembly. NCBI's taxonomy places the organism in Eukaryota, Fungi, Ascomycota, Dothideomycetes, Dothideales, Saccotheciaceae.
AUGGCGCCCGACCCGUCGCCAGCGCCCAGCGCCUUCAUCUUCGGCAGGAAGCCCUCCAUCUUCUCGACCAAGAAGUCGUCCCGCAAGGAAACCACAUCCAUCACCCCAAUCUCGCCGCUAGCCAACGAAGACCUGUCGCCCACGGCCCGCAGAGACUCGUCGGUCAUCUCGCUACCGUCUGAAGGAGACAUUCGGCGCAGCGCAUCCCUCCGCUCCCACGAGUCGCUGUCGUCGCUACACCACCACAAGGCCCGAGGCUCGUCGAUAGCAGUCCCCUCUCGCUCUCCGAUCCGCCUCCACCGCCAGAGCCGCUCUAUUAGUGCCAAUGCCACUCACACGGUCAAGCCGCCUUUCAAUACCACCUUGAGCCCGCAAAAGUCGUCUGAUAGCUUCUCACGCGACCGCCGACCCAGCCUUGCUCCCAGCCUUGCGGAUCCUGUUCCCAAAACUCCCUUCUCCAUGCUUGCCACUCCUUUCAGCCAUGGUCUCAAACGUUCAGAGACAGAUCGUCCCUCUUUGGUUUCAUAUGCCACCAAUGGCAGUUCCUUGAACUUGAUCCCCUCCAACACUACGCAAAUCCCUCAGACCAGCGUCAUACCUGUACCUGCCGCUCUUCUGAAUCACAUUCACGCUACCUGUCGCAAGCGCAUAGCUACUCUCGAGUAUCUUCGCAAAGUGUACGUCCAUGUCCAUUCAACUUUUCAAACGUCCAAUACUGACACACAACAGNNACACGAGGGCCACAUCUACUACUUUAACACAAUUCUCUAUACCCCCACCAACCUCAACCAACUACCAUCUAUGCAAUACUCCAAGCUUGGUCGUCGCGCUUCCAAUUACCUCCUUCUGGGUACCUCUAUACCUCCGCUUCUCGACAUGAACUCUGACAAUCCUCUGGACUAUCUACGCUCCCUUGCCGCUCUGCUCUCAGAAUAUGACACCUACCAACAACUCAACAAUCCUGACGCUUCGGUCGGUGCUCGUGGUCGUAUGGGCGCCAUGUUCAAAAGCGGCAUGCGUGGAGUCAAGGGUCGCAGAUCUAGCAGCGUUGCCAUCGAAAGCUUGUCCGAGUCAGUCGAGAGUGCUCAACUCGACUCUUUGCCCAUGCCUCCCAUCUCGUCAGGAAACCUCCCAGAGUUUACAUACUUACAAACGCCUUCUCUGCCCUUUGAUCCCGAUUUCCACACCGCUUUUGCAACCUUGGCCGACAUUCUUAUCGACACGUAUUCUGGAGUCGUACAACUCCUACCAAACACAGAGUCGAUAGGACCUGGUGUCGGUGAAGCCUUUGGAAAAGCAGACAAGAUUCUGCGCAAAGUGCUUGUGCAAAACGCUACCCAGGAACUCGGUGACACGACUCGCCGCGAAGUCCGCUCCGAGAUUGGUGGCCUUAGUCGACUGGUGCUGGGAGGUCUAUUGUGA